This is a messenger RNA of Lagopus muta (rock ptarmigan), 3914 nucleotides long. It is a transcript of the gene REST, whose product is annotated as RE1 silencing transcription factor. Gene Ontology annotation, cellular component: nucleus. The record is from RefSeq and is a predicted model, not a curated record. Bases 121 to 2802 code for a protein of 893 amino acids. Gene Ontology annotation, biological process: regulation of gene expression. NCBI's taxonomy places the organism in Eukaryota, Metazoa, Chordata, Aves, Galliformes, Phasianidae. The transcript has 4 exons.
GCCGCCGCUGCGCGCUGUGUGCUGGAAUGCGCGGCGCCUCCCGCCCGCAGCGCCGCCUCCCCGCUCCGCGUCCCGCAGCAGCCCCGCGGCCGGCCGGCCUCGAGCCGCCGAACCGCUGCUAUGGCGACUCAAGUGCUGGGACAGUCCGGUGGGAACGGGCUCUUUCCCGGCGGCGCUAACAUCGGCAUGGCGUUGUCCAACGACAUGUAUGACUUGCACGACCUUUCCAAAGCCGAGCUGGCGGCUCCGCAGCUGAUCAUGUUGGCCAACGUGGCCCUGACGGGAGAGGUGAAUGGCAACUGCUGCGAUUAUCUGGUGGGAGAGGAGAGGCAGAUGGCCGAGCUGACCACGGUGGGUGACGGCAACUUCUCAGACAGCGACGCGGAGGGCGUGGAGGAUAGCCGUGCUGCAGAGAGCGACCGUGGCGCCUCGGAAAAUGUGGAAUUGAGCUCUCUGGAAGCACCCGAUGUGGAAACCCAAGGCCCGGACGCUUGUCCUCCACCAGAGACUCCCAGCACGGACAAAGAUGUCCCAUUGGAAGCUCCAGGCACUCCAGAAAGCUCUGAGGACAAGUGUAAGAGCCUCAAGAACAAACCAUUCCGUUGCAAGCCUUGCCAUUACGAGGCCGAGUCUGAAGAGGAAUUUGUGCACCACAUCAGAGUUCACAGUGCUAAGAAGUUUUUCGUGGAAGAAAAUGCAGAGAAACAAGUGCAGAUCAAGGAGUCUGAUUCCUACAGCGCGGAAGAGGUGGACUUCUCCAAGGGUCCGAUCCGCUGCGAUCGCUGCGGCUACAACACUAACAGAUAUGAUCACUACCUGGCUCACCUGAAGCACCACAACAAAGCGGGAGAAAACGAGAGAGUGUACAAGUGUACCAUAUGCACUUACACCACCGUCAGUGAGUAUCACUGGAAGAAACACCUGAGAAACCAUUUUCCCAGGAAAGUAUACACCUGCUCGCAGUGCUCCUAUUUUUCAGACAGGAAAAACAACUAUAUUCAGCAUAUUAGAACUCAUACGGGAGAGCGACCGUAUCAGUGUGCUAUGUGUCCCUAUUCCAGCUCUCAGAAGACACAUUUAACCAGGCACAUGCGCACCCACUCAGGUGAGAAGCCAUUCAAAUGUGAUCAGUGCAGUUACGUGGCCUCAAACCAGCAUGAAGUAACUCGUCAUGCAAGGCAAGUUCACAAUGGGCCGAAGCCUCUGACUUGCCCGCACUGUGACUACAAAACAGCGGAUCGCAGCAAUUUCAAAAAGCACGUUGAGCUUCACGUCAAUCCGCGCCAGUUUCUUUGUCCUGUUUGUGACUACGCGGCAUCUAAGAAGUGUAACCUGCAGUAUCACAUCAAAUCCAGGCAUCCCGAUUGUUCAGACAUCACCAUGGAUGUUUCAAAGGUGAAGCUACGGACUAAAAAGAGCGAAGCUGACUUUUCUGAGAGCAUCGGUGACAAAGUGGAGAAGGAGCAAACAAAAGGGGAUUCGCCCACAAAGAAAACUGAGAAAACUGUGAAAGUGGAGAAAAAAGAGAACUUAGCAAAGGAAAAGAAGCCAACGAACAAUGCUCCUGCACGCCAAGUGACGACCAGAAGUCGGAAAUCGACUUCAGAAAACAAGGAGAUAGAUAUUAAAACUGAGAAAAAUACUGAGAAACCGUGUAAAACAAAGAAGGUGAAAAGAAAGGCAGAGGCAGAAAUAACUUUCUCAAAGCAAGAGCCUGCGAAUGAUACUAUCGUAAUGACAAAAAAGAAAAAGAAAGUGGAAACUAAGCCCAGAGACUGCCAGGAAGCUCAGAAAAGUGAUGAUGUACCAGAGGCGGAACCUAAAAAGCAAAAUUCUUGCCUUAAGAAAAGCAGAAAAAAGAAAGCUCUGAAAAGUAAGCACAGUAAGAAAAGCAAUAGACUUGAUGAGGAGAAGAUGGAAGAAGAGGAGGUGGCGGACAAGUCUCAACUUCCAGAAGAAGACAGAUGUGUGAAACUCGACAGUCCGAGCAGCGACCAGGAGAAGGAGGAAGAUCCUGCUGAUCCAGCACCAUUAGACAGUAAUGUUGGUCAUACUUGCAAGGGAGAGAACAUCAUUGCCAAAGAAAGCUGCGUACAAGAGCCGAGACAGCUUUGUCUGUCAGCUCAGAUUGCGGACACAGAGGCUGAGGAGAAGGAUCAAGAAAUGCCUGCUGCAGCAGUGGAGAGCAAAGACACUAUCUGUGAAAAAGAGGAGAGAAAGAUGGACACGGGGGAAGACUCUGAAGAAUCUUCUCAUGCAGUGUCUUCUGAACAAAGUCUGGACGGACCCGCGGAUGUAUUACCAGAUCUGGAGCCCAGGAAGGAGCCAGAGGAAACCUGCUUGGCAGAAACUGUGAGUAACCCAGACCCGAUAGACCUGACUAAGACACGCAUCCUAGAGACAGAGCCACCAGCAGAUGCUGUGGGAGCGCCUGUGCCCCCAGAAGGGCAUAUGCAGAGCCCUGAAGUAGCUCUGGCCUUAUCACCUCUGGAUAACGCGGCAGUGAACGAAUCUCAGGAAAUGGAUGAGGAUGAGGGCAUCCACAGCCAUGAGGGCAGCGACAUAAGCGACAACAUAUCAGAAGGCAGCGAUGAUUCGGGGUUAAACGGUGCUCGCUCUGUACAAGAGGAGACCAGUCCAAAGACCUCACAAGGAGCUGCCAGUAGCACAGCAGUCAGGGAGAACUAUGUAUGCAUUUUUUGUGACCGCUCGUUUAAAAAGGAAGGUGAAUACAGCAAGCACCUCAAUCGCCACUUGGUCAAUGUGUAUUAUCUGGAGAAGGCGACAAAAGGGCAGGAGUAGAAACAGCUGCGGUCUGGGAGCACGUGUAUCUUUUAUAAGAUCUUAUACAGCUUAUGUACAGAUAUUGUAGAUUCUUUUUUUUAAGCAUGGUUUUCUUUAGUGUCUGCAUUGGGAUUUUUUUUUUUUUUUUUUUUUUUUUUUUUUUUUAAGCUGAAAAUAUUUUGGACAAGUUUUCGUGUAAUGACCUCUUUAAAUAUUGGAUCUCUUCAUUAAAGAAGUAGGUAGGGUGUAUGAGGCUGUGUCCUGUAAGUUCUGUCUGUUUAUAGUUUGUUAGCUGAUGCAUUUGUUUUAUAAGUUGAGCUUUAGGAACAAGGCUUGUAGCUACCAUACACAAGUUGGAUGUUUAUAGAGCCACUGGCAGUUGCUUUUUCUUUUAGCAGCCAACUCCUCUUUCCCCUCUCCUCUGCUUUUGUUUUAGUUCUUCUUAACGUACCUUGAUGUUCAAAGUGGUAAAAACUACUCAAUGCUUUUUCUACCAGGAAGAUAGCUUCUGUCACAUAAAAGAGCACUUUGUAAGACAAAUCGAAGUUGGCUAGUGAUGAACGUAACUGUUUAAGGUAAUUAUAAUUGUGAACAUACAUUUCAGAUCCCCUUAGUAUGAACAGUGAGCCAAAAUUUGGGGUUAGUUCUUCCAACUUUUGUUUGGAGAACCUCUGUCUUGAUUAAUAUCUUAUUAACUGUUAUGUGUCAUUGACUCUGUUGUGGGGGGAGCAAGUUUGUUAUUUUUAAGUUUUUGCUUUUUUUGCUGUUGUUGCUUUAAAGGCUUAAAAUGUUGCACAUUGUUUUUGUUUAUACCUAUGCAGAUAAAUCCUUUAGGAAUAGCGCUUGUGCAGUACAUGUACACUUUAUAUAUGCAUGUUGGGUUUCAUUUGUGUAAGCUUUUGUUACUUUGAACCAUUCGGAUUCGUUGCUUACCAUGGGCCAGUUUUCUGUGAUGCUCUUUACUGCAGAUUUUUCUUCUUUUCAGAGGGUUUUGCUAGUUGUGCGUAGAGUUAUGAGCUGUUUGGCUGUGUAUUUUUGAGUAGCUUUAAAAUUUUAUAUAGUUCUUAAGCAAAAGGAUAUGAACACAGUUCCAAAACACUAUUUUAUAGUUGUUGUUUUUUUUUUUUUUU